This is a messenger RNA of Candidozyma haemuli, 477 nucleotides long. RefSeq names its product ubiquinol--cytochrome-c reductase subunit 6. Bases 1 to 477 code for a protein of 158 amino acids. Gene Ontology annotation, biological process: mitochondrial electron transport, ubiquinol to cytochrome c. The transcript is spliced from 2 exons. NCBI's taxonomy places the organism in Eukaryota, Fungi, Ascomycota, Pichiomycetes, Serinales, Metschnikowiaceae. The record is from RefSeq and is a predicted model, not a curated record.
AUGUCGUUUUUCAGAGACUUGAUUGAACAGGCCUUCCCAGUGGCCUACGCUGCAGAGCCAGAGGAAGAGGUGCCUAUUGACUCCGAGGAGGCCGGCGAAGAGGAAAAGCAGGAAGAAGAGGAUGCCGGUGAGGCCGCUGAAGACGCUGCCGAGGAGGCUCCAGAAUCUGACGACCCAGCCGAGGAAGGUGAAGAGGAAGAGGAGGACGAGGAUGAAGACGAAGAUGACGAAGACGAUGAAGAUGAAGAAGAGGCUACUGACCCAUUCGACGACUUGCGUGAAGAGUGUGCCAAGGCCCCAUCUUGUGUUCCUUACGUCCACCACUUUGACCACUGUGUGGAGAGAGUCCAGAAGGAACAGGAAGACCCAGACUACGCACACAAGGCCUACAAGGAGGACUGUGUUGAGGAGUUCUUCCACUUGCAGCAUUGCAUCAACGACUGUGCUGCUCCAAGGUUGUUCUACAAGUUGAAGUAA